GGGGCCCCGGGCCAGCCCGCGCACCUGCGUGGGGGAGGCGGCGAGGUCCCCGGGAGGAAGGGAUGGCUUUGGCGUCCCCGCAGUCCGCUUUGCACGUAAAGAAUGCAGCCAUCUGGCGGCUUGUGGUCCCUGGACUUGCCCCGAAGGUGGGAAGGAAGCCGUUCGGAUUGGACCGAGGGUUCAGUCCUCGCUGGAGGGAGGCGGGAGGCUGAGCAGGGGCUCACGGAGCGGCGGUCUCCGAGAACAAAGAAUUCCAGAGCACCCACAAAUCGUAAUCUCGCCCGAAGUGCUAGAACAAGAUGCUAGAAACACGGGUUGGAAUUGGGCAGAGAUCAGACACCUUUUUAAAAAGGUGUUCUUGAGCACCACUGGCACCACGGUCCUGACAGUAUUUCAUGACAAUGGACGGUGACAGUUCUACCACAGACGCUUCUCAACUGGGAAUUUCUGCAGACUACAUUGGAGGGAGCCACUACGUGAUACAGCCUCACGAUGAUACUGAGGACAGCAUGAAUGAUCAUGAAGACACAAAUGGUUCAAAAGAAAGUUUCCGAGAACAAGAUAUAUAUCUUCCAAUUGCAAAUGUGGCUAGGAUAAUGAAGAAUGCCAUACCUCAAACAGGAAAGAUUGCAAAAGAUGCCAAAGAAUGUGUUCAAGAAUGUGUGAGUGAGUUCAUUAGCUUUAUAACAUCUGAAGCAAGUGAAAGGUGCCAUCAAGAAAAACGGAAGACAAUCAAUGGAGAAGACAUUCUCUUUGCCAUGUCCACCUUGGGCUUUGACAGUUAUGUGGAACCUCUGAAAUUGUACCUUCAGAAAUUCAGAGAGGCUAUGAAAGGAGAGAAAGGAAUUGGUGGAGCAGUCACAGCUACAGAUGGACUAAGUGAAGAGCUUACAGAGGAGGCAUUCACUAACCAGUUACCAGCUGGCUUAAUAACUGCAGAUGGUCAACAACAAAAUGUUAUGGUUUAUACAACAUCAUAUCAACAGAUUUCUGGUGUUCAACAAAUUCAGUUUUCAUGAUCUGAAGAAAUGAUGGGAUGGAAGUGUAGAGAAGCAAGAGUGUGAUUCUGGAACAGAGACAUCAGAAAAUGACUGGUGAAAAAAUGUCUCUUUGUACAUUAAAUAGCUGUAAUGUAGCUUCCUGAUGCUUGACUAAUUGAGGUGUUAAUUCUGACUUGAGAAUCUUUUUCAUGAAUGAUUUUAAAAAAAAUUUGGAUUUUAAAGGUAUUAAAAUAUUUUUGUUUUGUACGAGAGUUUGUUGCUCUGUAUGACUCCUGUAUGCAUUGUAUAUUGCAAUUUAUUACUGUCAGAGAUUUGUAGACAGUUUCUUAUUUUCAUAUUGAAUCAUGUUACUUUUGUAAUUCAAAUAAGCAGCUGGGUUAAUUCAUGAUGUUUGCCCUUUUAAUAAAAUACAAGGGUAGAGUU
Molecule: messenger RNA, 1424 nt
Organism: Lepus europaeus (European hare)
Lineage: Eukaryota; Metazoa; Chordata; Mammalia; Lagomorpha; Leporidae
Gene: NFYB
Product: nuclear transcription factor Y subunit beta
Exons: 8
Coding region: 396-1019 (207 amino acids)
Biological process (GO): regulation of transcription by RNA polymerase II
Cellular component (GO): CCAAT-binding factor complex; nucleus
Molecular function (GO): protein heterodimerization activity; RNA polymerase II cis-regulatory region sequence-specific DNA binding; DNA-binding transcription activator activity, RNA polymerase II-specific
Source: RefSeq, a predicted model, not a curated record